UGGGGCGGGCGCAGCGAGCCGGCGCAGCUGUCCGGAAUCAUGACUGAAGAUGACGGAUUCCGUGGUGGUGGAGGGUCACGUCAAGUUGAGGGACGGAAAAAAGUGGAAGAGCAGGUGGCUGGUGCUGCGCAAGCCCUCCCCGGUGGCAGACUGUUUGCUCAUGCUGGUGUACAAGGAUAAAUCUGAACGAGCAAAAGGGCACAAGGAGAGGAGCAGCAUGACCUUAGAAGACAUCUGUGGCUUGGAGCCUGGGCUCUCCUACGAGGGCCUGAAUCACACACUCGCAAUCAUCUGUCUCUCUCAAGUUGUGAUGCUGGGAUUUGAGAACAAGGAAACAAUGUACGCAUGGGAUGUACGAAUACGCUACAGUUUGGGGGAAGUUCAUAGAUUUCAAGUCUUUGUAGCACCUGGCACCAAACUAGAGAGUGGGCCUGCUACCCUGCAUUUCUGCAAUGACAUUCUUGUCCUUGCAAAAGACCUUCCUCCCAGUGUCAUGGGGCAGUGGAAGCUCUCAGAUCUGCGCCGGUAUGGAGCUGUCCCAAACGGAUUCAUCUUUGAAGGGGGUACCAGGUGCGGCUUCUGGGCUGGUGUCUUUUUCCUCUCUUGCGCUGAAGGAGAGCAGAUCAGCUUUCUGUUCGACUGCAUCGUCCGUGGCAUCUCCCCGACGAAAGGCCCCUUUGGUUUGCGUCCAGUCCUACCAGAUCCAAGUACAAAUCCAGCCUAUUCAGAAGAAAGAUUGGCUCAUGAAGCUUUGCAAUUAGAAAAGCGCUUGAGCUUGCUGUCUCAUACAAGUCGCCAAGGCAGUGGAGGAGAUGACAGAAGUCUUUCAAGCUCGUCUUCAGACACCAGCCACUCGGAUGUCAGUGUUGGGAGCAGGUUGACAGUUUGGCCUGAGCAGUCUUCAGCCAGCACCUCUCAAGAGAGCCAUGGACUGGCAGCUGCCAAGGGCAUUCAUCUUGGGGAAGAGAAGACCCUUCCAGAAGGGGCACGUGGCACCACCAAACCACCUCCGAAGCCUCUCCGAUCCAGGCAGCUGCAGGAAAUAGGUCGUCAGAGUUCUUCAGACAGUGGAAUAGCUACUGGUAGUCACUCUUCCUACUCUGGAAGCUUCUCUUCCUAUGCUGGGAGCUUGGACAUUUGCCACGGUGAUGAGUUUGGAUCAUUGCUAAGCUUGCCAUUGAACUUUCCAUCAGAUCAGAGUUUAUGUACUUGUCCUCACAGCGAGUCCCAGAGAGGUGUGGGAUCAGAGUAUCAGGUUCCCAGCUCUCUCAGACAUAUUUAUGAUAUACCCAGGAGCGUGUUACAGGCAGCUUCUAAAGAUGUGCAACAGAAGAGUGCAGACUCUACGCUACCCAAGGACCAGGCCCUGCCACCUCAAGGUGUUAGUGACCCAAAACUGAGGCUACCACACUUGGAAGCACGGAGGGCACCUGAGCACAGCCAGGACAGAGGGAGGCCUUUAUCCUUACUCGCAGAAAGCAGCAAGGACUCAAGUGAUGAGACAUAUGUGGAUUUUGUUUCAAGGUGGUCAGACACAAAACCACAAGGACAGGUGUCAGACUCCAAAAGUAGUGAGUUGUCACCACCUGGUGGGGCCUCAGCUGACCCCUGUGACACAUGUAGCCCCCACCUUGGGAUGACAAGAGCUCUUUUUUCAGCUUGUCCAAUCUGUGGUGGACUAAAGGGAACAGCAGUAUUACAGUCUGGAGUCUUACCAGCUACAUCAGCUUCUGGGUCUUUGAAAGUGCAUAGAGGGCACAGUCUCCAAGUUGGUCCUAAAAGUGGACAUGAGAUGCUAACACUUCCUUCAGAACCUGGAACUCCAACUGGCUCUGAGGAACCUGAAGGGGCAGUAGGUUAUUCGGCUGAUGUCCCUACAUCAGAUCGACCCCACAGUGAGACAGCUACCUAUGUUAAUAUUCCUGUCAGUCCUACUUCCAAAAAACAGCUUCAUUACAUGGAACUGGAACUUCAAGAACCUAGCACGAGCAUAAGAGGGAGUGGAUCAUCCCGAUAUGCACAGAUUGACAUUGCAGCCACUGAGACAGCCCACAAAGUGGGGACACAGCACGCCCAGUGCCGGGAGGAACGUUUGCAGGAGCUGGAGCAGAAGAAGAAAGGGGCUCAGCUGUGACCUGUCUAGGAAAGAACUUUUUGCUCACCACAAAUUGAUACUAAUUCAUCUUCCAAAAGAUUCACACUAAUUGUAAAAAAUAGUCACACAAAAUGCUGCCAUUGCUUCUUGCAUUUAUACCAGAUUCAUUCCAAUAUCUUGAUUCCUAAUUGGAAAGCUGGUAGCAUGAGCGGUGUGUUUGGUCUUUCUUUUUAUUUUAAUUUGGUUGUAAAGUCCAGAUAUUUUUUUUCAUAUGCAAUGACAGAUGUAAGUUACCUUUUUCUAUAAUUCUAAAAUCAUGGAGAACCUGGAACCAAUUUCAGUGCUUAUUAAAUGGUGGCAUUUUCUUUAAAAAUAAAGAAAUUGAAUGUGUGUAAAUAAGAGAAUGUGAGUGUGUGUGUGGUAAGUGUACACAUAUGUUUGCAUAUGUGCACAUGUAUGUAUGUAAACACACAUUACUGAUAAAAUAUAUGUAUAUAUCUGAGUGUAUAAAACAUGUAAAACCUCUAUUAAUAUAUUAAUGGACUCUUACAAAAGCAAGAAAUCCAGUGCCUACUUUUUUGCAGGCACAGUUUUGUUCAAUUUGUAUGCUUAUUUAUGGACAUGCUUAACUUUACCUAUGGAUACUUCAGUUUUAUACCUCACCAAGAAUCCUGCAGCUUUGGCUAAAAUUGCUCAGAUUUAAAAGCUGUAGUGUCAGGGAUGCAUUUGUGUAUGCAUACAGAAAAGACCACACAAAUAAGUUAUUUAAUUAUGUCUAUAAGCCACAGUAAUGUGAAGGGCCAUUUUGGGUGCUUCUGUUCUUAAAAACCCUAGAUCAAACCAUAAGUUUGAUUUCAUAGCUGCUGAGUACCUGUAAUACUUAGCAAUUUUUCUGGAGUGGAACAUAUGUAUCCCUUUGAAAAUCAGGCCUCAGGUUUCUCAGACAGAAUAUUUUAAAAUCAGGGUAUUAAAAAGAAACAUUCACUUUUGAAAAUUGAAUCCUUUAUAUCACAAACCUAUCCCUAAUAUGAACCAGCAUCAAAAGCAGAGCAUCCACAUUACAUCUAAACAUUUCAUUGAAUAAUUCUCUGCUGUCCCUUAAAACGUAAAACCAGUUCUGUGUAAGAGGAUGAUGUCUCCAGAGAUGCUACAGAAUUGAGGCACAACAGGAUGUUAUCUUGUAAAAUAGGUUUAACCAUGAGUCUGUGGCAUCCUGCUUUUGUACAGUGAGAUUGUAUGAUUCAAAACCUGGUUUCCCAUGUUGCAUUGCCUAUGUAAUUCUUCUGUUAUUUUUAUUUGUCCUGAUAUAAAAUGUUAUUUAAAUAAAAUGUUAUU
Molecule: messenger RNA, 3430 nt
Organism: Neopelma chrysocephalum (saffron-crested tyrant-manakin)
Lineage: Eukaryota; Metazoa; Chordata; Aves; Passeriformes; Pipridae
Gene: DOK7
Product: docking protein 7
Exons: 12
Coding region: 50-2134 (694 amino acids)
Biological process (GO): positive regulation of protein tyrosine kinase activity; neuromuscular junction development
Molecular function (GO): protein kinase binding
Source: RefSeq, a predicted model, not a curated record